Guyanagaster necrorhizus is the source of this 407-nucleotide messenger RNA. RefSeq lists its product as uncharacterized. Lineage: Eukaryota; Fungi; Basidiomycota; Agaricomycetes; Agaricales; Physalacriaceae. The record is from RefSeq and is a predicted model, not a curated record. The transcript is spliced from 2 exons. Bases 18 to 194 code for a protein of 58 amino acids.
GCCGACCACAGGUUUACAUGCGGCGGCUCCAGAUCUUCACCUGGGUUCUGGUCCGUGCCAAAGAGAGUCCUUUCAAUUGCAACUUGGGUCAUUUCUCCUUUGUCCAGCGACGGAAAGAGGUCGGUAGCUAUUCAGGAUUACACGUGCGGGAGAACAUCUCCUCGAAGGCCGCCAAUAGUCCUGCCAAAAUUUGACGACCGUCUUCUUCUUUGUCAAGUUCCUCGGAAUUUCACCGAUCAAUAAUCGCGUAGUUGUAUAGAAAGGCGUAGUGAUGUCUUCGUUCGGAUGCGUGCUUGCACGGUCUCGCUCAAUCCCCCACUAUGGCAACUUCAGGCCCAGUGCCGUCAAAUCAUCAGCUGCCUUGUCUUGCUCCAUUCGUCGCGGCUCUGCCACAAUCCUCAAUCUGG